This is a messenger RNA of Frieseomelitta varia, 3178 nucleotides long. RefSeq names its product plasminogen. Gene Ontology annotation, molecular function: serine-type endopeptidase activity. The transcript is spliced from 10 exons. The coding region runs from base 1217 to 2896 and encodes 559 amino acids. Gene Ontology annotation, biological process: proteolysis. The record is from RefSeq and is a predicted model, not a curated record. Lineage: Eukaryota; Metazoa; Arthropoda; Insecta; Hymenoptera; Apidae.
UGCUCGAGAAGCUCCGGCACAGCCAGCCGCUUGUCUCGUUCACGAUCGACUUUGUACUUCCUGCUCGUUAAUAACACCUGACAAGACGUUCCACCGUACGAACAAAGAAACUCAAUUAGCAAGAGCUUUCAAGUGCGCGAUAAGAGACGACACUUGCAAAAAGGAAAAGAAAAAUCGACGUUGCCUUUCGAACGAUUGUCGACCAGUCGAAGAACUGGCCACCCUUGUCUGAAGGAUGACAGAGAGUCGUGUGAACCGGCAGAGAAGCGCCAAGUGUCCACGGCAAUAGUAUAAUAAUCGACUCGCUGCCACGGAAAAGCAGGGAAGAACCGCGCCGUCUCGACGGUGCGUCUAAAACGAUCAGGAAAUCCAAACUCGAAGACAGAUGGUGGAGGCAGGGAGGACUAAAAAUAUCGGCCGCUGGCACGCCGCUCGCUUCAACUUGAAUAGUUUCGCCGGCUGGAGAACGGACCGUUCCAUGGUUGUGCGUCGGCUCUAAUUCCGUUCAAAACUAGCAGACGUUGAUUAGUUAAAGGGAGGGAAUCGGUCGAAACGGUGCAACUCUCUCCUCCAGUGUCUUUCCCUCGUCGUUUGCUUAUCCAACCUUGGAGAGAAGAAUUUUUCUCAAUGUUGAAAAUAACAAAUUGUAUUGACGCAACAUCGACGAACCAUGUUCUCUGUCAAGCGAAGUGUUGAACGAAACUUUGACUCGCGAAUGUUUCAAGUAUGAAAACGAUAGACAAGAAGCGUACGAGUGCGGAGGGCUUCUAACGAGCGUCGAGUGGCCGCUUUGAAGCGAACUCCCGUGCCACAAGACCGAUUCAGGAGCACCGCGGAGAGCAAAAGACUUUUAGCCCCUCCACGAGGCCCCGAGGUUCUCUUCCACUCAUGGUGUUUUACGGCGAGCUUGUUUGAAAUUCUUCGCGUGGAGUCGCGCGGCCGUAUUUAUAGAGCCGCGCGCGGACUCCGCGAGUUCACGCACGUAGAAUCAAGCGUGCGUGCGUGCGUGCGUGCGCGAACGCGAGGCGGAGGAGAGGAAGGAAGAUAAAGGAAGGAGGAUUGGCAGCGGUGGUGGAGGCCAAGAGGGAAACGAAGAGACGAACACUGGAGAGAAGGACAGAGGCAGCAGUCACCGUGAAAACGAAGAGGAAGCGAGAGGAGGAAGGUCGGCGUCGACGAAGGGACAAGCACGCGGGCACGUCGCGAUCAUGAAGCGAUGCAUCCGCGACAGGAGCACCGGCCCGCUUCGUCGUCGAGCACGUCCUCGACGUCGUCGAACUGUCUGCGCUCGCUGCCCCCACUGGCAGCUCUCGAUUCACCGGGCAUGAUCGCUCGGCUGUUCGGGGCGAACGCGGCCCUCCUGUUCCUCCUGCUGUUUCUCGUCACCGUGCACACCGCAGUCUGCCUCGAUCCCGUUCCGAGCGGAAACGGGACAUUGGCGACUGACGGGAACAAUGGCACUAGUUGGCAGCGCGUAGUCGAUCAGGAUGCCGUGCAGCAGUUACCAAAGAGCAGAGCGACGAAACUAUCGUACUUCACGAAUUGGAGCGAAUGGAGCGUCUGUGAUCGACACUGUACGCAGAAUCGCGUUCGAAGGUGUCGCGUGAAGAAGAAAUGUAGCAACACGAUACUUAGGGAAGAACGAACCUGUCAGCACAACAACAGGAAGAGUAGGUGGAGGAGAUGCAAGCAACAUCAGCGACGAGGCCAUCGUCAGGAUAAAUUUCACGUUAUACAGGUACCCAGGAAGGAAGCAGAACCUAGACAAGGGAAACAGAGAGGCAAAGACCAAUCUGUAGGGUAUUAUGGCAAAUGGAGCAAAUGGUCACCAUGUACAAGACUAUGUACCACUCAACGUCACAGGUGGUGCAAGAAACCUGGAAUUUGCGGGCGCGACGUGAUAAGAGAGAGCGCGUACUGUUACGUGGAGGGUAGCUUCUGCCAAAGAUGGGUCCAUCGAAAAAUUCGUGGAAGCCAGGAAGAGGAUAUCGACGGUGAAUAUAACGAGCCGCUCAGUUCCUCGAAGGAAUAUUCGUUACUUUUUAUUAUCGCAGAUAUCGUAUUAGACGAGUUCGAGCUGAAUCCCAAUAUGGUCGACAGUUUCAUUCCGGAGAAAAACUCUCAUACUUGGAAAUGCGGAGUUCCGCAAAAAACUUCUCCGCUCUCCUACUUCACCAGGAUCAUCGGUGGUCGUCCGUCCACUCCAAGAAGUUGGCCCUGGCAGGUUGCCGUGUUGAACAGAUUUCGUGAGGCGUUCUGUGGUGGUACUUUGGUUUCGCCAAGAUGGGUAUUAACCGCAGCACACUGUAUCAGGAAACGACUUUACGUUCGGAUUGGGGAGCACGAUUUGACCGUGAAGGAGGGCACUGAAUUGGAAUUGAGGGUGGAUUCGGUGACGAUACAUCCCGAAUACGACGCGGACACAGUGGACAACGACGUUGCGAUGCUGCGUCUUCCGGUCACGUUGACAGCGUCGUCGUCCAGAGGAGUAGCUUGCCUUCCAGCGCCUAACCAGCCUCUACCCGCCAAUCAACUGUGCACAAUUAUUGGCUGGGGAAAAUCGCGAGUCACCGACGACUUCGGGACCGAUGUUCUUCACGAGGCUCGGAUACCCAUAGUAUCUUCAGAAGCGUGUCGAACCGUCUACGAAGACUACAGAAUCACCGAUAACAUGUUCUGCGCGGGAUAUCGUCGCGGAAAGAUGGAUUCAUGCGCGGGUGACAGCGGAGGACCCCUUCUGUGCCAAGAUCCCAGGAGACCUAAUCGCCCCUGGACCAUAUUUGGCAUCACGAGUUUCGGCGAAGGUUGCGGAAAACGCGGAAAGUUCGGGAUAUACGCCAAACUGUCCAACUACGUUCGUUGGAUCAGCAAAGUGAUGAAAGAGAUCGAUGAUUGAAACUUUCGCGCGUUGACACGACCUUCGCAUUCGUGUACUCGUGUGCUGUACAUUAUCGUGCUCAGUGCUAUUAUCUGUGACUGGUAAUAACGUUAGAACUGGUAAGAACAAUAUCCAGUGUACUUUUAACAUGAUUAACGUUAAGGACAAUCCGAACGACAGAGAAACCAUUCUGACUGCCAUUGUUCGCUCGAAGCGAAUGCCAUUUAUUACACAUUUCUCUCUGUAACGAUACAACAUCACUUUGUAUACCGUUAACGAUCGUUUCGCACAACUGAACGA